AUGGAUGUGGACGUUUUUGAGGAUGCACUUUUCACUGUCUUUGAACAUCACCAGCCGGCACGUGGUGAUCCAGGAACCACUGGCACGUACACGAACGAGGCCAUCCCCCCAGACGCACACGGUAGACGAUCGAUUACCUACCGAAUCCCAGAAGUGAGCAAUGAGAACACGCGUCUUUUUGCGCACCAUCAAUGGGAUGCAGGCGUCCACGUCACGGAUCUCAUAGCGUCCUAUGCACCUGUUGACGUGCGCGGAAAACGUGUUAUUGAACUAGGCGCCGGCACAGGACUCCCUUCUCUUGCAUGUGCCGUGCUUGGUGCGCAACACUGCGUCGUGACAGACUAUCCAGACCCAUACAUCCUCGCAAGUCUAGAGGCCAAUGUCGAAGCGCUUCGCGAGCGCUAUAGCACAUCGAUCCAAGUGGCAGGUCUGGCCUGGGGCGACGAGGCACAGGAAACGUACGUUUAG
Malassezia globosa CBS 7966 is the source of this 468-nucleotide messenger RNA. RefSeq lists its product as uncharacterized. The transcript is spliced from 2 exons. The coding region runs from base 1 to 468 and encodes 155 amino acids. NCBI's taxonomy places the organism in Eukaryota, Fungi, Basidiomycota, Malasseziomycetes, Malasseziales, Malasseziaceae. The record is from RefSeq and is a predicted model, not a curated record.